AUGUUUAAGCCAAUGCUCCGUGGUAGUGCAUGCGCGCUCAAAGCGGUUUCUGUCAGAGCCGCGUUCCGUCCAGUAGCUGCAGCUUCCUUUGUCUCACCCAUUAGAUUUUACUCUUCCUCCCUAAACAAGGACGAAAUCAGCUCAAGAGUAAUUGAUGUCGUGAAGUCAUUCGACAAGACAACGGCCAGUGCAAGCAUCACAAACGAUACGCACUUCGCAAAGGACCUCGGUCUCGACUCGUUAGACACUGUUGAGCUGCUUGUGGCGAUCGAAGAGGAGUUUGAUAUUGAAAUCCCUGACAAGGUUGCUGAUGAAAUUAAGAGUGUUGGCGAAGCUGUCAAAUACAUUGAGUCCAACCCUGAGGCCAACUAA
Messenger RNA from Lachancea thermotolerans CBS 6340, 372 nucleotides. It is a transcript of the gene ACP1, whose product is annotated as acyl carrier protein. Gene Ontology annotation, biological process: fatty acid biosynthetic process. The transcript has a single exon. Bases 1 to 372 code for a protein of 123 amino acids. The record is from RefSeq and is a predicted model, not a curated record. Gene Ontology annotation, cellular component: mitochondrion. Gene Ontology annotation, molecular function: acyl carrier activity; acyl binding. NCBI's taxonomy places the organism in Eukaryota, Fungi, Ascomycota, Saccharomycetes, Saccharomycetales, Saccharomycetaceae.